AUGUUUUUGUCUAGGUUUUGAUUCAACUGAUGGAUAUCUAAAUAUAUAUAGGAAAAGACUAACAUAUAUAAUUUCGAAAUGCCAACAGGCCAGAGUAAAACCAUUAAUGGAUGCUCGGCUCUCCAAUAUAUGCAUCAGCAUAUCAGCUGCUCCAACGUAUCUUCCUGCACAUUAUUUCCAGACCCAAGAUAAAGAUGGCAACUUUCAUGAGUUCAAUCUUGUCGAUGGUGGAGUAGCAGCUAACAAUCCAGCCCUUGUUGCUACAAGCGAAGUGACCCAUCAAAUAAUGACUGGAAACCCAGAUUUCUUCCCAAUCAAACCCAUUAAUUAUGAAAGGUUUUUGGUGAUAUCUAUAGGCACUGGAUCAGCAAAAGUGGAACAGAAAUAUAAUGCUAAAAUUGCAUCCAAUUGGGGUAUUUUGGGAUGGCUUCUUAAUGGAGGUUCAACUCCAAUUGUGGAUGUUUUUACUCAAGCCAGUGGUGAUCUGGUUGAUCUUCAUAUUUCUGUUGUUUUCCAAGCUCUUCAGUCUGAAGAAAAUUACCUUCGUAUUCAGAAUGACACAUUAAUUGGAACAGACUCCUCUGUUGAUAUAGCAACCAAAGAGAACAUGGACAAAUUGGUAAAAAUAGGGAAAACUUUAUUGAAGAAACCAGUUUCAAGGGUAAAUUUGCAAACAGGCCUAUCUGAACAAUGCGAAAAUGGUGGCACAAAUGAAGAAACUUUGAAAAGGUUUGCGAAGGUACUUUUAGAAGAAAAAAGACUCUGGGAUUCCAAGUCACCUCAUACAAACAAAACCUCAGAGUAGCACAUCAUUUCUUUGGAGCACAGAAGAAAUCAUUGUCUUUAUUUAGCUUUGUAUUUACUUUAAAGCUUUAAUUUGUUAUAGGGAAUGAAUUGGAUAAGUCUCAAA
This is a messenger RNA of Nicotiana tabacum (common tobacco), 910 nucleotides long. RefSeq names its product patatin-like protein 2. Lineage: Eukaryota; Viridiplantae; Streptophyta; Magnoliopsida; Solanales; Solanaceae. Gene Ontology annotation, molecular function: monoacylglycerol lipase activity; glycerophospholipase activity. Gene Ontology annotation, biological process: lipid metabolic process. The record is from RefSeq and is a predicted model, not a curated record.